AUGGCGCUGAUACCAGGGCUAUCUCGCUAUGUCUGGGCUAGUAUUCUAUGCUCCAUGGGGGGCUUUCUUUUCGGGAUGGACACCGGCAUCAUUGGCUCCGUGGUAGUGAUGGACCAAUUCAAGCAGAAAUUCGGCUCCUUCUCAUCCAUCGUCCAUGGUCUAGUAGUCUCCUCAAUUCUGAUCCCCGCGGCCUUUUCGUCGUUCUUCGGAGGGAAACUAGCCGACUGGAUCGGACGGCCGAAGAGUAUCGCAAUCGGUGCCCUUAUUUUCGGUAUCGGAUGUGCCUUUGAAGCUGGUGCAGUGCAUCUGGCCAUGUUCAUCGUUGGCCGUGUUGUCGAGGGUCUCGGCGAGGGUCUAUACCUGGGGACCCUGGUAGUAUACAUCUGCGAAAUCUCCCCACCAAGCCAACGAGGCCCACUAACCACCGGCCCUCAACUCCUCGUCACAAUGGGCCUCGUAGUAGGCUUCUUCACCUGCUACGGCUGUGAGAAGAUGCCUUCAUCCAUGGCGUGGCGAACACCGUUCACCGUCCUGGCCUGCAUUUCCAUCGUCUUCAGUGUCGCUGCGCUCUUAUGGCUAAUUGAUUCUCCGCGAUGGCUCACGCUCCACAACCGCAUCGAUGACGCCACUCGCGCUUGGGAGUAUCUGCAAGUAAGCGAGGCCGAUCGCGAAGAACUCCUCGAAGAGGAAGAGGAAGUCGACGUGCACGAAGAGGCGUUGACGCAUCCGCUCGCCCCGACGGGGAGUGCCUCGCUUUUCGAUGCAUUCAAGCCCGAUGUGCGUAAUCGGACGCUCCUGGGCUUGUUUCUCAUGGGUAUGCAGCAGAUGGCUGGGAUUGAUGGGGUGUUAUACUACGCCCCCAUGCUCUUCGAGCAAGCCGGCAUGACCUCUUCUCAAGCUAGCUUCCUAGCCUCCGGCGUCUCCGGCCUCGUCAUCUUCGUAGUGACAAUCCCAGGCCUCAUCUACGCUGACUCCUGGAGCCGGCGCGCCAACGUCAUCCUCGGCGGUCUGGGGCUCACCAUCACCAUGUUCGUGAUCGGGUCGUUGUACGCUGCCGAUGCCGUUCACCAUUCCACUGGCGCUGGUCGCUGGGUCGUUAUCGUCGCGAUCUAUCUCUUCGCUGCUAUCUAUAGUGUUUCGUGGGGUGUGAGCUGCAAGGUCUACGCGGCGGAGAUCCAGCCCCAGCGGACGAGAGCGAGCGCGACGUGUCUGGCGCAUGGGAGUAACUGGGUGUCGAAUUUCUUUGUGGCAUUGAUUACUCCCGUAUUGUUGGCGAGGAGUAGUUGCGCUGCGUACUUUUUGUUUGGGGGCUGUACGGCGCUGACGAUUGUCGUUUGUGGGUUUUAUAUGCCCGAGACGAAGGGACGGUCGUUGGAGGAGGUAGAGAGGUGUUUCGUUAGGGGGAAGGAGGAUUCAUAG
This is a messenger RNA of Aspergillus neoniger CBS 115656, 1419 nucleotides long. RefSeq names its product general substrate transporter. Gene Ontology annotation, cellular component: membrane. Gene Ontology annotation, biological process: transmembrane transport; carbohydrate transport. Gene Ontology annotation, molecular function: carbohydrate:proton symporter activity. The transcript is spliced from 5 exons. Bases 1 to 1419 code for a protein of 472 amino acids. Lineage: Eukaryota; Fungi; Ascomycota; Eurotiomycetes; Eurotiales; Aspergillaceae. The record is from RefSeq and is a predicted model, not a curated record.